Clunio marinus is the source of this 3436-nucleotide messenger RNA. Lineage: Eukaryota; Metazoa; Arthropoda; Insecta; Diptera; Chironomidae. The record is from the annotation of a GenBank genome assembly.
GUCUUGUAGAAAAUUCUCAGACCGAUGCCGGAACAAGAAAAAUAAAAGAUUAAUUUGAAUUAAUGUAAACAUUUUAAACAAUUAAAUAAGAAGACAAUAGUCGCAAUAAGAUUUUUCAAUUGAAUUAAAAUAAUCAGCAAUUUUUAUAAAGAAAGACAUUAACAAAUCAAAAUGGCUUGGCGAUUCAAAGCAUCAAAAUACAAAAAUUCGACUCCAAUUGUGCCGAAACCGGAGCUUUGUAUAAGAGACAUCGUUGUUGGAUCUUAUCAGACUUUCGGGAAUAACAUCGCAGCUUCGGCUAGUUUCAUGGCUUUUCCAUGGGAACACACUGGGUCGUCAAUUGCAGUUCUUCCGAUCGAUGAUUGCGGAAGGAAAUCAAAAACCAUGCCAUUGCUACAUGCUCAUACUGACACUGUCACUGACCUUGAAUUUUCUCCAUUUCAUGAUGGAUUACUUGCUACGGCAUCACAAGAUUGUCUCGUAAAGAUCUGGCAUAUACCUGAGAAUGGUUUGAAAGAAUCUUUGCUUGAUGCUGAAUGUUCGUUCUCGCAUAGACAGAAACGCGUUGAAACUGUCGGCUUUCAUCCAACAGCUGAUUGUUUGUUGCAUUCAACAUCAGCUGGAACUAUUGUUCUUUAUGAUCUGACAGCAGAAAAGGAAAUCUUCUGCAAUAAUGAACAUCCAGAUAUCAUUCAAAGCUUGAGUUGGAAGCAAGAUGGGACAUUGUUGGCUACCAACUCUAAGGAUAAAAAGGUCCGCGUUGUCGAUCCAAGAAGCAAUAUUCCCUUAGUUUCCGAGGCUAACAGUCACCAAAGCAUUAAAGAUUCCCGAAUUGUCUGGCUUGGCAUGCAAAAUCGUAUUUUAACCACUGGCUUCGAUUCUAAUCGAAUUCGACAAAUCAUGAUUCGUGACAUCAGAAAUUUCUCUGUGCCAGAAAAAACUUUGGAACUUGACUGUUCAACUGGCAUAUUUAUGCCAUUAUUUGAUUCAGAUACAAACAUGUUAUUCCUUGCUGGCAAAGGAGACACAACAAUCUCAUUUAUGGAAGUCACUGACAAAGAACCUUACCUUGUUGAAGGGAUACGUCAUUCUGGAGAACAAACCAAAGGAGCUUGUCUUUUACCCAAGCGGGCAUUGCGUGUCAUGGAAGGAGAAGUUAAUAGAGUACUUCAACUAACUUCAUCUUCAGUCAUUCCGAUUAUGUAUCAAGUUCCAAGGAAAACAUAUCGUGACUUCCAUAGUGACAUUUUUCCUGAUACAAAUGGCUUUAAAAGUGAACUUUUACCAAAGGAUUGGUUUGUAGGAAAGAAUGAAGCUUUACAUAAAAUAUCUUUGGAUCCAGCGAAACGUGAAGGUGGAGAGAAGCCAAUCAUUUUAAGUCAUUCAUUCCUGUCACAAAUAAGAUUCAACUUAUGGAAAAAGAUCAGCUUAAAAACACGACUUGGACCAAAACCUUUUUCAACCGAUUCAGCUGAAAUAUCAUUUGAUAAAGUGUUUGCUGUCCCAGUUGCACCAUCAACAGAUGUUGACGUUGUAGUUGUCGAGAAGACUACUGAAGUGGAAUUGCCAAGCUACAUUCAACAAGAAGACGAAUUACUGGAAAAAUUAGCUCAAAAGAAUGAAACUGAAAAGAAUGAAACUGAAAAAAACGAUGAAGAUCAAAAUGAACGAAAUGAACAAAACGAUGUCUUACAAAACGAAGACGAAACUGAUAAACAGAUCAGUAGCAUUGCUGAUCGUCGCAGACUUUACGAAAAUCGCUCAAGUAGUAUGGUUGAGGAGAAAACAAAAUCACAAGCCAGUAUUAAUGUUGGUCGACGUGAAUCUUGCAAAGAUGAAGAACAGUCGAAAGACCGUAAUGAGAUGAAAAGUGUCCACACAAAUGGAACUUCAACUAAAUCUAACAACAUUUCCAAAAGAACGUCAACAGUGUUUGGAAAAGUUUCAAAAUUCCGUCAUCUUAAAGGAACAACUGGUCAUAAAUCAACUCAUAUUGAAAACAUUAAAAAUGUCAGUCGUCAGAUAUCAGGAGAAUGUGAUGGAUUUCAUGCAAAUCAUGAACGUGUCGCUGUUCCAUUAUCAGGAAAUGGUGGAAAAAUUGCAGUUUUUGAACUAUCAACACCUGGUAGACUUCCAGAUGGUGUUAUUCCAACACUUGUCAAUGGAUCAAACAUCAUGGAUUUCCAAUGGGAUCCUUUUGAUAAUCGACAUCUUGUUGUUGCUUGCGACGAUGGAACAGUCAAAAUUUGGGAGAUUCCUGAAGGUGGAUUAAAGGAACCCACAAACACACCAUUUAAAGAAUUCAAUGCUCAUUCAGAGAAAAUUCAUUUUCUGAAAUUUCAUCCAUUAGCUAAAGACGUCUUAUUAACAGCAAGCUAUGAUAUGACUAUCAAAAUUUGGGACUUAAACACAUUCGAACAGAAGCAAUGUUUGAAAGGUCACACUGAUCAAAUCUUCAGUUUCGCUUGGAGUUUAUGUGGAACAUUUGGAGCGACAGUUUGUAAAGAUGGAAAGCUUCGAAUUUAUGAUAUUCGCAAGUCAGAAUAUCCAAUCAGAGAAGGAAUCGGUGGACCAAUAGGAACGAGAGGCGCAAGAAUUACUUUCGUGUUAGAAGACGAAUAUCUGGUUGUGACUGGAUUUGACAAAGUAAGCGAACGACAAAUUUACAUACUUAAAGUUGACAAUUUAGAUAAAGCUAUUGGAAUGGUUGGACUGGAUGUGUCUCCAGCAACUUUGGUGCCAUUUUAUGAUGAUGACAGUUCAACGAUCUUCUUGACUGGUCGUGGUGACACAACUAUUUACGCUUAUGAAGUCACUGACGAAGCUCCCUAUUUUUGUCCUCUCUCUCAUCAUCGAUGUUCAUCAUUACACCAAGGACUCAGUUUUCUACGCAAAAAUCAAUGCGACGUUCGCAAUGUUGAGUUCGCUAAAUGUUAUCGUCUCACUAAUAACUCAAUCGAACCGUUGAGCUUCACUGUUCCGAGGAUUAAGACUGAACUCUUCCAAGAUGAUCUUUUUCCACCAACUCGUGUAACUUGGCUUCAAACAAUCUCUGCUGAAGAAUGGUUUGCUGGAAAGAAUAAGACACCAUUAAAGAUAAGUUUACAGCCUGAAGGAAUGGAUGCAUUAACAUCAACAAUCUCACCACCACCAGCUUCAACUGGAAUAUCUUCAAAGCCAAAUAGCUUUGAUGCAAACUAUUCAUCGAUUCAACUCUCUCCUGAACACACGAAAGCAAAACAAGAAGCUCUUAAAAAGUCAGUAAGUGAACGUGUUCAAGUGAAUUAUGAAUUAGAACAAGACAACAUGGAAGGGGUUGAUUCAAAUGAAUGGGAUGAAUGACAAAGUUGAACUAAUUCUUGGCAGAGACAAAGCAUUGAGUGUUCAUUUUAAAAGACUUUCGAUGACUUGAGUGAUUUUAUAUUUUAUAUCAUAA